This is a messenger RNA of Pyricularia grisea, 240 nucleotides long. RefSeq lists its product as uncharacterized. The record is from RefSeq and is a predicted model, not a curated record. The transcript has 2 exons. NCBI's taxonomy places the organism in Eukaryota, Fungi, Ascomycota, Sordariomycetes, Magnaporthales, Pyriculariaceae. The annotation marks the transcript as partial.
UGUGGAGAAUGGGGCACGGCGUUGGAGCUAAGAAAGGGAGAUCGCCGCCGCCGCCGGAGGCUGUUGAGGCAUGAAUACUGGCGGUGGCAGGGGCCCACCAAGGCAAUGACCGGAACAAUGGUAAAAAAGAAUCAGAUAUUGCGAACGAAUCUGAAGGUAUUUUGGUGGAUGAGCCGUGAAAUAUUUUUGGCCGGUCUGACUGCAGAGAAGCGCGUGAUGGUGAGCGUUCUGGUGUUUUGA